Molecule: messenger RNA, 1496 nt
Organism: Rhopilema esculentum
Lineage: Eukaryota; Metazoa; Cnidaria; Scyphozoa; Rhizostomeae; Rhizostomatidae
Source: RefSeq, a predicted model, not a curated record
UUAAGGAAACCCGCAAUGUCAUUUGUGGAAGCACUGCCUAGAGGCCCCAUAAAGAAAGGCGCACCUCACGUAUGGAUGGAUAUAGAACGUAUGCUACACAAUUUUCAGCAAUACAGAACUUAUCUUGAAAAAGAAAGGGUAGUCGAACGUCUGUCUGAUCAUGAUCAAACAUUGCGAGGUAAAGUUUCGACCUGCGAGGAGCGUACUUGGCCUAACAGGGUGACGGUUUCGUCUCCAGGUCAUGUUGCUAAUGCUGAUAGCAAGCAAAAUAAAAAAUGGGAAAAAGCCUCGAUCCUGGUUCCGUUUGUUGUUUGUGAAGAUGGACCUCACAUACUUGUCACCGUUCGUAGUCCUGAAGUGGCACAUUUUCCAGAUGAAACCUCAUUCCCAGGGGGGAAGUGGGAAGAGGGUGACUCGAAUCCUAUUGAGACAGCUUUGAGAGAAGCCAGAGAAGAAAUUGCUCUAUUGCCUGAAAAUGUGACAAUUAUUGGUUGUUUAGAGGAUGUCUGUAUAUUCCCAAGAAAAAGAAAGGAUGGAGGAAGUCGUGAAUAUUGUUUGUCAAUCGUUGUUGGUGUCAUAAAUGGUAUCUGUCACUUGUCUCCCAACAGUGACGAGGUAAAAGAAAUUAUGAUUUGUCCAUUGAAAACACUCUUCCUGCGACCUAAUCACGUCCUUUACCGUGACCAAAAACGUAGAGACAUAAACAUUUUUUCCUUACAGAUAGAACUGGAGGGGAAAACAUGUAUUAUAUAUGGUUUUACAGCGUGGCUUGCUCUUCUUAUUUGUGCUAUUCUAGAUUUGGUGCCUGCUGACUGCAAGCAUGUCUACCAGUGCUUGGAUGUAAAAAACAAGCCCGCUGUAUAUGACAGUGCAGGCUUCAGAACCCUUCUCAACUUUGCUAAGAAAAUUCACAGACAAAGUGACAAAAUUCAUCCUAUGGGAAGCAAAUUGUAAGGAGUGUAUGAAGGACAAAGUUUGUCAUUAAAGCAAUACUAUACUUGAAUUACAGCUACUAUUGUCAUUUUUGCAUUGUAACUUACAGUUUAACAUUGUAUAUAAAGAUAUUAAGUAGUUUCCUCACACAAUAAACACAUAGUUAGGUGUUAUGGAUCAUGAGCCGUCAAGGAUAAUAUUUUAGGAGUAUAAAGCAAUCAACAACACUGUAGACUGAAGAGAACUAAGGUACCAUCUUUGUUGUUAUUUGCAUGUUUUCAGUCUAAAUUGGACUCUUGGCGUGUUUUUUGUCAUUCUAAGUUUUGUAUGAUUAAAAAUUUAUUUUUAUGAUUACUGUAUCUUUAGAAAAAGGUUUAGAAUGAUUUUUUAGGUAUAAUUCAAAACAGACAAUAUUGUUGUGAAUUGAAAAUGCAUUUUCAAGUAUUACACAGUGUCCAUUCAAAUAGCAUUUAUUAAUUCUGCAAGCCAUAUGCUUCAUAUUCAUAUUCUUUAGAAUAUCUUGUACAUUGCUUUAGUUUCCAAUUCUCACUUGUUGUUUUCCA